Capsaspora owczarzaki ATCC 30864 is the source of this 3017-nucleotide messenger RNA. RefSeq lists its product as hypothetical. Gene Ontology annotation, molecular function: protein binding. The record is from RefSeq and is a predicted model, not a curated record. The transcript has 8 exons. NCBI's taxonomy places the organism in Eukaryota, Filasterea, Ministeriida, Capsasporidae. Gene Ontology annotation, cellular component: anaphase-promoting complex. Gene Ontology annotation, biological process: positive regulation of mitotic metaphase/anaphase transition; protein K11-linked ubiquitination; anaphase-promoting complex-dependent catabolic process. The coding region runs from base 1 to 2937 and encodes 978 amino acids.
AUGUCAGCGCUUCCAUUGACGCUCAAUGGACCCAAGGUGCGUGCCUCAACCGAUCCCCACCCUUCCACCACCACCGCCGCCGAUCUGUGCAUCAAUGUCGCGCUGCUGAGCAUUCUGGCUUGGUACUUUGACAAUCCAGACGCCGAAGACAGCAUCCUCCCGCUCGGCAUCCACGUGCAUCAGCUGCGCGAUGAUAGCGCAGAUAUUGCACUGAGCAUGGGCGGCGUGGACUGCCGCGCCUGGUUCACUCUUGGCGAGCCGCUCUUCCGCCUGGACGACGAGAUCCAGCGCCUGGCACUUCCAGACACCCCGCUGCCGACCUUCCUCAAGACCCAGGCCAUUCCUCAGAGCAGGAUCCGUGCUUGCUAUGAGCUCGUGAAUCAGUAUGCUCAUUUGCCAGACCAGCUUCCGUUAUCACGCCUGUUAUCUUGUCUCAGCGACGAUCCUGAAAUCUAUCCGACAGUUCUUCUUCGUCUCUUUACAAUUCUACAAUCGGAAGUCCACUUUCUCGAGUUUUUCACAACCUUGCAACAGCAGCUGUACAGACAAGACGGACCUUCCUUUCUUCCACCCUCUUCGAUUCUUGGCGUGUUUGUGCGAUUGCAUUUGCACAUUAUCAGUGUCCUCCCGUUUGAAUCGGCCACGCCGUUGCUAGAAGAAACCCAAGCGUAUGUCGAGCAAUGGCGAGACGAGGUAGUGCGGGAUGGCGGCAUCCGGUCAUUCCAACUCGAUUCCGCGCAGUCCCCCCAAACCGGAAAGCUGCAAGUUGCCGGCUUGCAGCAUGCCCAACUGUUGGUAAAAGCCGAAAUGGACGCCAUCAUGUCGGGGCAUCGUGACGUUGCGAGCGUCCACGAGCGCGCCAACACAAUCUUGAAGUGCGUUCCUCUUGCUGCUAGUGCACUCUAUCUUCUAUUUCUCAAUAACUUGCGCGUGGGAGAAUACGCUGGAGCCAUGGACUUUGCGCACAAUUACUUUGAUUCGCGAGGAAGCGAGGACGUUUUCCGCUCGUGGUACCUCGGACGUAACGCCACACCAACCGAAUCUGCGUCCACCAAGAGCUUUGCCUGCAUGACCAAAGCCGCCAUUCAUUACACAUUUGGCCAUUUUGCCAAAGCACGCGCGUCCAUUGCGGAAGCCAUUCGACUCGCCCAACAGCUCAAGGCAGAAGGGGCAUUGCUCGACUUGUUGGCUUGGAGCGUCCGAUUGCAUGAGGCGAUGGCCUCCGAAAGCGCCGUGCGCGACUCGACCAUGCCACUCAUCACUCGCUGGAUUGAUCGUGCCGACGCAGCCGGAAGCGUUGCAAGCGCCUGCCAAGCGCGCAUCGCAGGAGCACAGCAUGUCUUGUUCUCUGGGCAGCCGCUUGGCGAAUCUGUCGAGGCUCGUUUCGGGGCUGCCAUGUACCGUUCCAACGCGACCAAGGUGGAUAAAUCCUCCAUUGCGGGUGGUACGCAGCAAGAGCAGCUCCAACAACUCCAGGCAGCACUGGCUGCGGCAGAGGCCAAGAUGAACUCUGCGCCCGAACAUCGCGAGGCGUACACCCAAGCGCUCGAAGUCCUCACCUAUGCACGAAAGUCCCAGCAGGCCGUCGGCGCGAGCGCCGCCAACACGCGUCAGGCCAUCGCUCUGGCCCAGUCUGCGCAUUCUCUCACAUACCGCGAGUCGAGCACCAUUUUGGACGCUCCUGCGCUCACGAUGCAAUUCCAGGCGGCGACGUGGAGGCUGCUGGGCAACUCGGCACUCGCCGACACUUUUGAUCAGAUGCUCCUGUCGCAAAGUCGGCACAGUCCGGCCGUGUCCUCGGUUGCCGGUGUCGCUGCAUCAUCAUCAUCCAGAACGGUGCCGCUGGCGGAUGCCCUCGACGCAGCGUGCCACUUGGCUCUCUCGCACGUGCUUCGGACUGCUGAUCGGGCGGGUGCAUUGCAACUGUUGACGCAUGUGCACUCAUCCUACUCGGACACGACGCUACACGAACCCACUCAGCUGAUCCGCGCGUCGAAUCUGAUUCAGGAAACCAUGCUGAUGACCAAGGCGCGAUCCGCGGGCGACGUUUGGAGUGCCUCUGUGGCGCUCGAGCGAAUCCAUGGUCUUGAGUCGACCAGAGCGUCGACGCGGGCCACAGACAGCGAGCAACGGCGUCGUGGCCUGUUGAUGGAGGCUGGUCAAUGGGCGUACGCGCGCAGGGCGGUCGUGAGUGCCCACAACAGCCAAGCAUCCACCCGUGCCACUUUGACGUUGCCCAAGUUCUAUCACCCCUCCAAGCGGUGGGAUGACUUUAACGCUGUACUCACCCAGUUCCAGCAGCAAGCAAACACAUCUGUUACGUCCGUUCCGACGUUGAGCCUGACUGAGCCAAACCACGUCCGCGACAUUCGGGUCUGGAUGGAUCGCGCGCACGUCUGCCUGGCUGCGGGCAACACCUGGCAAGCGAUCGAAGAGCUUGCACGAGCGCUCGAAUUGUGCGACAAGCAUCAUGUGCCAAGCAUCCAUGCUGAUGCGCUGUUCUUGCUGGCCAGGUGUUUGUUGCGAACGGACGCGCCGAGCGCCGCACUUUAUCAUGUUCAACGGUGCUUGCCGUGGGUGCUGCAGAAUGGCACGAUGGAGCAACGAGCACAUGCCCAAUUUAUCAUGGCCAAGUGUCGCGUUCAACUCGCUCUGAGCGCGUGCGUGCCGCUGGAGGCUCUUGCGCUUCCGCUGAAUGAAGAUGCACCGGCUUUCAAGAUCGACCUGACCGAGACUGGCCGUCGCGCCCUCCUCGACGUGCUACCAUUGUUGACAGAGGCGCUUGCGGCCUUCCGACUGGCAGGGACGCUCAGCGACGUUGCUGCAGUUCUCCAUUUGCGCGCGCUCGUCUAUGACUUUGUCGGCGACAAGGCUUCACGCGACCGCGACGCUGCAUCCUUCAAUCAGCGCGUGCAUAUGACGCAAGUUUCAGUUUGAGCAAUGGAGAGGGAAACGAAUGAAAAAUGGAGAUUUUUCGACUUUUAAUACUGUAUUUUUGAUUUUUUGUUGUUUUUGCA